This is a messenger RNA of Hevea brasiliensis (rubber tree), 3802 nucleotides long. RefSeq names its product probable LRR receptor-like serine/threonine-protein kinase At4g36180. The record is from RefSeq and is a predicted model, not a curated record. Gene Ontology annotation, molecular function: ATP binding; protein binding; protein kinase activity. Lineage: Eukaryota; Viridiplantae; Streptophyta; Magnoliopsida; Malpighiales; Euphorbiaceae. Bases 262 to 3660 code for a protein of 1132 amino acids. Gene Ontology annotation, biological process: protein phosphorylation. The transcript has a single exon.
AUAGACACAGUGAUUAUAAAACUAGCAAAGAAACAGAGAGAGAAAGGCACACAAACAACGCAGACUUGUAACGCAGCAUAUGGCGUCGUUUCUGUCAAACACUCUUUCCAGUCAAUCUCUGCUAAGACACGCUCCUCUUGUACUCUGCCUCUCUCAACAAACUCCAUUACUACUACUGCUCUCUUAAUCAGUCUCUCCACUCGCAACCACCGUUUACACCAGCCACCACACCCACUACUCUCCUUCUUCUCCUUCUCUCUAAUGGCAACGGCUAUUUUUCUUUUCUCUAUUUGUUAUGCCACCUUAUUAACCUUUGGUCUAUGCGACGUCGUUCCAUUAUCGGAGAUCCAAGCUUUGACCUCGUUCAAGCUCCGUCUUCAUGAUCCCCUCGGCGCAUUGGAUGGCUGGGAUCCUUCCACAACUUCAGCUCCCUGUGACUGGCGCGGCAUUGUCUGUUAUGAUAACAGAGUCCGCGAGCUUCGUUUGCCUCGGCUCCAACUGGGCGGAACUAUCAGUGACCAGCUCGCUAACUUGCGCCAGCUGCGCAAGUUGAGUCUUCAUUCUAACAACUUCAAUGGCUCUAUCCCUCCCUCUCUCUCGCAAUGCUCUCUUUUACGCGCCAUUUACUUGCAGUACAACUCACUCUCCGGCGACCUCCCAUCGUCGAUCGUUAGCCUCACUAAUCUUCAAGUCCUUAAUGUAGCUCAUAACGUCCUGUCAGGAAAAAUUCCUGGCUAUAUAUCACAUUCCCUCAGAUACUUUGAUAUAUCCUCAAAUGCCUUCUCCGGCGAGAUACCGGCCAACUUCUCGGCAGAAUCUCAGCUUCAACUUAUCAAUUUAUCUUAUAAUAAAUUCUCUGGAGAAGUUCCGGCGAGCAUUGGUCAACUUAAAGAGCUGGAGUAUUUAUGGCUAGACUCCAACCAGCUAUACGGUACUCUGCCAUCGGCGAUAGCCAACUGUUCUUCGCUUGUACACUUGAGUGCUGAAGAUAAUGCACUGAGAGGUUUGAUUCCAGCAACCAUUGGUUCAAUUCCAAAACUUGAAGUGCUUUCUUUAUCGGAAAAUGGACUCUCCGGUUCUAUUCCUGCUAGUAUUUUCUGUAAUGUUUCGGGUAAUUUUUCUUCGAUCAGAAUGGUUCAGUUGGGGUUCAAUGCUUUCACGGGUAUUGUUAAGCCGCCAAAUGAAGGAGGCUGUGCUACUAGUCUUUUAGAGGUCUUAGACUUUCACGAGAAUCACAUACAAAGCAUGUUUCCAUCUUGGUUGACUAAUAUGACGGCGCUUAGAGUGAUUGAUCUUUCUGGAAACUUCUUUUCUGGUGCUUUACCGGCUGGCAUUGGCAAUCUUUUCAGGUUAGAGGAAAUAAGAGUGGCUAAUAAUUCAUUAACUGGUGAAAUUCCUUUUCAGAUUGUAAAAUGCAGUUCAUUACAAGGUCUUGAUCUGGAAGGGAAUGGGUUUUUGGGUAGUAUUCCUGCUUUCUUGAGUGAACUAGGGAACUUGAAGUCCUUGUCUUUAGGAGGGAACCAUUUUUCUGGUUCGAUUCCACCGGGUCUUGGAGGUCUUUUUGAGCUUGAAACGUUAAAAUUGAACAACAACAAUCUCACGGGAAAUGUACCAGAGGAGUUAUUGAAGCUAAAUAAUUUGAGUAUUUUGAAUCUCGGCUAUAAUAAAUUUUCUGGGGAGAUUCCUUACAAUAUAGGGGACUUGAAAGGUUUGCUGGUUUUGAAUUUGAGUGCUUGUGGGUUUUCAGGGAGGAUCCCUGUGAGUAUUGGGAGUUUGUCGAAACUUACCACUCUGGAUUUAAGUAAGCAGAAUUUGUCUGGAGAGUUGCCAAUUGAAAUUUUUGGGUUGCCAAGUCUGCAGCUUGUUGCUUUGGAAGAGAAUAAGUUAUCUGGGGAUGUUCCUGAAGGUUUUAGCAGUUUAGUUAGUCUACAGUAUCUCAAUCUCACUUCUAAUUCUUUCACUGGUGUGAUUUCUGCAACCUACGGAUUUCUAAGUUCAUUAACUGUUCUCUCAUUAUCCCGGAAUCAAAUUUCGGGUGUAAUCCCAGCAGAGCUUGGCAAUUGUUCUGGCCUCGAAGUGCUUGAACUUCGUUCAAAUCAUUUGAAGGGCAGCAUUCCAGGUGAUAUUUCUCACUUGUCUCGUUUGAAGAAGCUUGAUUUGGGCCAGAAUGAUUUAACCGGUGAAAUCCCAGUGGAUAUUUACAGAUGCUCCUCCCUAGUUUCUGUCUUUUUGGAUGCUAAUAACCUUUCAGGCCAUAUACCAGAAUCGAUGUCCAUGUUGUCAAAUCUAACAUUGUUGAAUCUUUCCUCCAACAGCUUGAAUGGGACCAUUCCAGCAAAUCUUUCUCAGAUCUCUAGCUUGAGAUACUUAAAUUUAUCGAGUAACAAUCUUGAGGGAGAGAUUCCAAAAUUGCUAGCCUCUCGAUUCAACAACCCCUCUGUGUUUUCUAUGAAUAAAAAAUUAUGUGGGAAGCCACUGGAUAGAGAAUGUGCCAAUGCAAGAAACAGAAGAAGGAAAAAACUUUUUCUAUUCAUUGGUGUAGCUGUAGCAGGCGCCUUCAUUUUGUUAUUGUGUUGCUGUGGCUACAUUUACACCCUCUUACGCUGGCGCAAGAGGCUUAGACAAGGUGUAACUGGUGGAAAGAAGCGAAGCCCAGCUCGAGCAAGCUCAGGAGCAGAGAGGGGUCGUGGAAGCGGAGAGAAUGGAGGACCAAAACUCGUCAUGUUCAAUAACAAGAUAACAUAUGCAGAGACGUUGGAAGCAACAAGGCAAUUUGACGAGGAAAAUGUGUUAAGCAGGGGAAGAUAUGGACUCGUAUUCAAGGCUUUAUAUCAGGACGGAAUGGUGCUCUCAAUCCGUCGCCUCCCCAAUGGUUCAAUUGAAGAAGGCACCUUUCGUAAAGAAGCAGAAUCAUUAGGAAAGGUGAAGCAUCGAAACUUGACAGUUUUACGAGGCUACUAUGCAGGACCACCUGAUGUAAGACUGCUUGUUUAUGAUUACAUGCCUAAUGGAAACCUAGCUACUCUCCUUCAAGAAGCUUCCCACCAAGACGGGCAUGUUCUAAAUUGGCCAAUGCGUCACUUAAUUGCUCUUGGCAUUGCUCGGGGCCUAGCUUUCUUGCAUUCAGUCUCAAUGGUCCAUGGUGAUGUCAAGCCGCAAAAUGUUCUUUUUGAUGCUGACUUUGAAGCACAUCUGUCAGAAUUCGGACUAGAAAAAUUAACAACAGCAACAUCAGCAGAAGCUUCCUCAUCUUCCACCGCAGUUGGAUCACUAGGCUAUGUAUCACCAGAAGCAGCAUUAACAAGACAGCCCACAAAAGAAGGCGAUGUGUACAGUUUUGGGAUUGUUUUGUUAGAGAUCCUAACAGGAAAGAAAGCAAUCAUGUUUACCCAGGAUGAAGAUAUCGUCAAGUGGGUUAAAAAGCAAUUGCAAAGAGGCCAAGUAUCAGAAUUACUAGAACCCGGGUUACUUGAGCUAGACCCUGAGUCAUCAGAAUGGGAAGAAUUCUUGUUAGGAGUUAAAGUUGGGCUUCUUUGCACAGCAGCUGAUCCACUUGAUAGACCAUCAAUGGCUGACAUUGUUUUCAUGCUUGAAGGCUGCAGGGUUGGACCAGAUAUUCCCUCCUCAGCUGAUCCCACUACACUACCGUCUCCGGUUUGAACAAUUAUUUUUUGUUUAGUAUUUGAAAAAGAAUUACUUCCCCAAAAGAAGUAUCAUUCUUGAUCAUUAUUUUCUGCAAGUUAAUAUUAGUGUUAUCAACUUAUCAAUCAUCAUUGCAAACUUUAGUUCAUUGUUUCUUCUA